AUGGUAAAAAAUAAGCAAGAGGUGAAGGCCAAGAAUCAGGAAAUUAAAGGAGGAAAGAACAGGGCCAAGAGGAACAGGCAUCAAAAUAAUAAAAACGAGGUUCAGCAAAAUAUAAGGGAGGAAAAGGACAAAGAGACACAAAACAAGCAAGCCACAGAAAUGGUGGAUGUGGAAGACACUGCUGAAAAGACCACGUCUGUGCUAAAAAAGAGACUGAACAAUAUUAAAAGGAAGAGGAAGAAGAAAAUGCCUAAAAAGAGAAGCAAGAGAGGGACAAAAGAUGACUAUAGUGAGGGGGAGAUUGAAUCCAGAAAUGUUAAGGAUGGGAUGGACCAACAACAACAACAGGAUAAUGAGCAUGUUAAUAUAACCAGUGAGAAUAGACAAGAACAGGAGGAAAUGCAUUAG
Molecule: messenger RNA, 408 nt
Organism: Lycium ferocissimum
Lineage: Eukaryota; Viridiplantae; Streptophyta; Magnoliopsida; Solanales; Solanaceae
Exons: 2
Coding region: 1-408 (135 amino acids)
Source: RefSeq, a predicted model, not a curated record